This is a messenger RNA of Ananas comosus (pineapple), 2183 nucleotides long. Its product is annotated as sugar transport protein 7. The coding region runs from base 221 to 1786 and encodes 521 amino acids. The transcript has 5 exons. Gene Ontology annotation, cellular component: membrane. Gene Ontology annotation, biological process: monosaccharide transmembrane transport. The record is from RefSeq and is a predicted model, not a curated record. Gene Ontology annotation, molecular function: monosaccharide transmembrane transporter activity. Lineage: Eukaryota; Viridiplantae; Streptophyta; Magnoliopsida; Poales; Bromeliaceae.
UAUAUAUUCAAGAGAAGAGAGAGAAAGCCAGGGAAAAAAAAAAAAAAGCUGGGUCAACGAGAGUUCUUAAUUAUUAGUUCAUGAUAUAUCCAGCUUUAUAUAUAUAUAUACACGUAUACUUGUUAUUAAUUUGUAGUGAGUGUUAAUUAGCUAGAGAUCGAGUUUAAUUGGGUUUGUUGAGAAUUUUUGGUGAAGGGGAGGAGAAGAAGAAGAAGAAGAGAUGGCGGGCGGAGGGGCCGCGCCGAUCGGAAUCAAGAAGGAGCGGGCGGCGCAGUACAAAGGGCGGGUGACGCCGUUCGUCGUCAUGGCCUGCAUCGUCGCCGCCGUCGGAGGCUCCAUCUUCGGCUACGACAUCGGCAUAUCUGGCGGGGUGACAUCCAUGGACCCAUUUCUGGAGAAGUUCUUUCCGGUGGUCUACCGCCGGAAAAACUCCGGCAGCCAGAACAACUACUGCAAGUACGACAACCAGGGCCUCGCCGCCUUCACGUCCUCUCUUUAUCUUGCCGGCCUCGUCGCUUCCAUCGGCGCCUCCCCCGUCACCCGAAAGUACGGCCGCAGAGUCAGCAUCAUCUGCGGCGGCAUCAGCUUCCUCAUCGGCGCCACCCUCAACGCCGCCGCCGCCAACCUCGCCAUGCUGCUCCUGGGCCGCAUCAUGCUCGGCGUCGGCAUUGGCUUCGGUAACCAGGCCGUCCCACUCUACUUGUCGGAGAUGGCACCGGCGCACCUUCGUGGCGGCCUGAACAUGAUGUUCCAGCUCGCGACCACCCUCGGCAUCUUCACCGCGAACAUGAUCAACUACGGCACCGGGAAGAUCAAGCCGUGGGGGUGGCGUCUCUCCCUAGGCCUUGCGGCUGCCCCGGCUUUUCUGAUGACCGUCGGCGGCUUCCUCCUCCCGGAGACCCCCAACAGCCUCAUCGAGCAGGGCCGUGUCGAGGAGGGACGCCGCAUCCUAGAACGGAUCAGAGGCACUGCCGAUGUGGAGGCUGAGUUCCAAGACAUGAUCGAGGCGAGCGAGCUCGCAAACUCCAUCAAGCACCCUUUCAGAAACAUUCUAGAAGCGAGGAACCGGCCACAACUCGUGAUGGCGAUAUUCAUGCCGACGUUUCAGAUACUCACGGGGAUCAACUCCAUAUUGUUCUACGCGCCCGUGCUGUUCCAGAGCAUGGGCUUUGGAGGGAACGCGUCGCUGUAUUCGUCGGUCAUGACAGGGGCCGUGCUCGCCUUGUCGACGCUCAUCUCGAUCGCCACCGUCGAUCGGUGGGGACGGAGGGUACUGCUCAUAAGCGGCGGCAUUCAGAUGAUCAUAUGUCAGGUCAUAGUGGCUGUCAUCCUGGGCCUGAAAUUCGGCAACGACAAGCAUCUGUCGAAGGAGUUCUCGAUCAUCGUCGUCGUCGUGGUGUGCCUCUUCGUGGCGGCGUUCGGGUGGUCGUGGGGCCCGCUGGGGUGGACGGUGCCGAGCGAGAUCUUCCCGCUGGAGACGCGGUCGGCCGGGCAGAGCAUCACGGUGGCCGUCAACCUCUUCUUCACCUUCGUGAUCGCGCAGGCGUUCCUCUCCCUCCUCUGCAACCUCAAGUUCGGCAUCUUCCUCUUCUUCGCGGGCUGGAUCACCAUCAUGACGGUGUUCGUCUACGUCUUUCUGCCGGAGACGAAGGGCAUCCCGAUCGAGGAGAUGGUGCUGCUCUGGAGGCGGCACUGGCUCUGGAAGCGCAUCAUGCCGCCCGCCCCCGCCGUCGAGGACGGGUGGGGGGCCGAAAUGCAGGUGCCCGAUACCAGCGAGUACAAAUAAACCGUUUACCUGUGAUAGAUCGAUAAAUAGAUACAAUGUGUGUCUGACUCAAGUGAAAGAUACGCUGACGAAUUAAAUAUGAAGGGCUUAAUCUCAUCCAUCGCUUAAUGAGCGAAUGAGAUUAAACUUUUGAAUAUAGUUCGUUAAUGUGUCUUUCACCUCAGUUGGUAAAUCAUAAUAAGAUUGUAAGCAAUGUAAGCUCAUGUGUUGUAGAAUCAGGUAUCAAAAGAUGAAAGCAUGUAACAAAAGGGGUGUUAAUGGGUAGGAUCUGGUACAGGAUUAGACAUAACCCAUAACUGGUGCAGCAAAUGGUUUCUAACCCAUUAGUGGUUAUUCUUAAUUGCCAGAAGCACAGAAGCAUCACAGAAGAGCAAAUAUAAUGCUCAAGCUUAAUUAA